Trypanosoma theileri is the source of this 333-nucleotide messenger RNA. RefSeq lists its product as uncharacterized. The transcript has a single exon. The record is from RefSeq and is a predicted model, not a curated record. Bases 1 to 333 code for a protein of 110 amino acids. NCBI's taxonomy places the organism in Eukaryota, Euglenozoa, Kinetoplastea, Trypanosomatida, Trypanosomatidae.
AUGUGUGUCUCUUUUUCUUCCUUCUUCUUUUUCCUUUUUAUUUUUCUCACUCUAUCCAUUAGACCUGUGAUUUCAAGUGACGAGAACAACAAGAAGAGUGACGCUAAUGAUAACGAGGAUGAUAAACCUGUGUUAACUAAUCCCGCUGCUUCUGGUGGUGGUCGAGUAGGUCUGAAGUUAUUGCAAGAUAUGCAUAACGCCCCCUCUAGUUCUUCUUCUUCUUCUAUUCCAAUGUCUACUGUUGUGGAGCCACAGAAGUUGCGUGUAGUGGAGGAUGACACUCCUCUCUCUUUUUGGGUGGUUUCAUGGCAACUUCUGCAGAGACCAUCUUGA